AUGUCUGCGUACGGGGUAUGGACAACUAAUGACGCGCCAGCAAAGUUCUCUGGUGAAUGCCAAACAAGAAGCGCUGCAGACGUAAUGCGUCUGGAAGCUGAGAAAGAAAAGGCUGAGUCGUCAGAAACCCGCGAAAAGGUACCUAGAAUUUCGCAGUGUUUAUAUCUUUGCGCACCUGGAAGGUGCGAUAUCUUAGGUGCAACGCAUGCACAGGCUGACGAAAUCGUUAAAUACAAUGCAUGCGAAAACAUGGCUCUGAAAUCCAUUCUGAGCCGGGAACAUCGUUAUACAGCCGCAUGUUCCGGCACUCGUUCAUGCCGAACGUUUUCGUCCUUCCAGACGUCGAGGGAUCUGCGAUUGGAUAUUGUUCGUGCUGGGGUUCAUGCAUCCUGCAGUCGACCGGUCAUUGAUACCAGGAAACUGUUUUCUUCGCUACAGCGAUUCCACCAUGUGGAUAUAUAA
Messenger RNA from Ogataea angusta, 462 nucleotides. RefSeq lists its product as uncharacterized. The transcript has 2 exons. The record is from RefSeq and is a predicted model, not a curated record. The coding region runs from base 1 to 462 and encodes 153 amino acids. NCBI's taxonomy places the organism in Eukaryota, Fungi, Ascomycota, Pichiomycetes, Pichiales, Pichiaceae.